AUGUGGCGUGUGUUCCUGGUGCAGUGCGUCGUCGUGGGCAGCAGCUCCACCGUCCUGGCCAACACGCAAGAGGGAAAUGGCGCAGCUUCCCGAUGGAGCCCCCACAGUCUGGGCCGAAUAAUGGCACAGUGUCUGGGCGGUGCGGAGGUGUGGCACUGCCUGGGCUCCGAAGGCGAGCGAUUGCUGGAGGCGGCUGCUCGCGACAACAGCUCCUGGCAGAUCAGCGACUAUCUGAGCAUUGAGCCGCCAGCGGAGCCACAUGGCACAGCCCGCAGCGAUGGUGGAGCGGAGUCUGGACUGGCCGGCAGGCUGCUGCAGUUGGUGCAGGGACGGGCGCUGCGUGUUCAACUUCCCAGGGAGCUGACCAUAUCGAAUGCCAUCGAUGACUUUGGCACUCAACUGGGCUUUGAUCAAGGUCGCAAGAAGAAGGACAAAGAUAAGCACAUGGCCAUGAUGGGCGGCAUGAUCAUGAUAGCGACCGUGGCCCAAAUGUUCCUCGGAAAGGUAAUCCUCAUCGCCGGCGCCGCCUUCAUAAUGGCCAAAAUAGCCCUCGUCAUAUCACUGCUGGGCAGUCUAAAAAAGGGAUCGAGUGGCCACAGUGGUAGCGCCCCGGAGCAUGUGAUUGUCACCAGUUCGGGCGCGGGGUCGGGCCACAGCCACGAAAGCGGCUGGCACCGCAGCAUGCCCACCCACGACUACAGCUCCAGUCAGCUGGAGCAGAUCGAAGAGCCAUCCCAUGCCCAAGAUCAGGGAUACCAGGCCUACGAGAUGGAAACACUGAAGAGGCGCCAAUCCAACCAUCAGCCCCGUCCAGUAGCGACGAUCCCAACGCGUGGAUUUCUCUAG
This is a messenger RNA of Drosophila obscura, 846 nucleotides long. RefSeq lists its product as uncharacterized. NCBI's taxonomy places the organism in Eukaryota, Metazoa, Arthropoda, Insecta, Diptera, Drosophilidae. The coding region runs from base 1 to 846 and encodes 281 amino acids. The record is from RefSeq and is a predicted model, not a curated record. The transcript is spliced from 3 exons.